Messenger RNA from Notothenia coriiceps (black rockcod), 700 nucleotides. RefSeq names its product phosphatidylinositol 4,5-bisphosphate 5-phosphatase A-like. The record is from RefSeq and is a predicted model, not a curated record. The transcript is spliced from 5 exons. The coding region runs from base 61 to 669 and encodes 202 amino acids. Lineage: Eukaryota; Metazoa; Chordata; Actinopteri; Perciformes; Nototheniidae.
GUUCAUUGGAAAUGUUCUUUGUAGUUCCCGUACAAGGUGGAUAUUCCCCUGGUCACUAUUAUGGUGGAGGACGAGUGGAACUGUAUUGCUGAUGCCGUAGCGAGGUUCAAACUGAUGCCAAACUUCCCCCGCAGCUCCUGGGACUGGAUGGGACUCUACAAGGUGGGUUUCAAGCACCAUAAGGACUAUGUGGGAUAUGUGUGGACGAAGCAAGAGGAAGCUGAUUUCACUCGACCAGAACAUCAGGUAACCUUUACUGAGGAGGAAUUGCCCAAAGGCUCAGGCGACUUUAUCUUGGGUUACUAUAGCAACAACAUGAGCACCAUUGUGGGUGUCACAGAGCCAUUUCAGAUCCAGCUUCCCACUUCAGGUCUUGAAGCCAGUUCUUCUGACAGCUCGGACUUCAGCUCAGAGGACGAAAGCACCGUCAUCAUGAAGACGAGGUCCCGCAGUCCCAGUCCACGCAAGGCCAAGCACCGCCACCACCACCAUCACCACCACCGCAGCCACAGCCGAGGCAGCCCUGAACAGCCCAAAAUGAAAAUGCUCAAUGUCACUGAUGCCUCUCCAUCCAACACUGCAGCGGAGAAUGAAAUGACAGCCAGUCCUCUCUUCUUCCACCUGCUCAAAACCGAACAUGAGAUGAAAUGGGAAGAGUGGUCAGCAUGAGAAACAUCAAGUGUCAGGCAUUUGAACAAUA